UUUUCAUACACUGCUGCACUCAGGAAACUGUGUUCUGUUACAGCUGCAGCCGACUCCGCCAGGUUCAGAACAUCAUGACACAGAGCAGCAAGUCACAGCCUGAUGGGAUUCUCUGCAUCCUAGGAAUUGACAGCAGGUAUAACGAAGGUUGCAGAGAGCUGGCAAAUUACCUUCUAUUUGGUUUAUACAGUCAGAAUACCACUGAUUUUGAGAAAACAGGAUUUUCUGAAGAAAUUCUAGAUGAUGUGAUUAUAUUGAUUAAAUCGGAUAGUGUUCAUCUAUAUUGUAAUCCUGUCAACUACCAAUACCUUCUGCCUUAUGUAGCACAUUGGAGAAACCUACAUUUCCACUGCAUGACCGAAAAUGAGUAUGAAGAUGAGGAAGCAGCAGAAGAAUUUAAGAUCUCCAGCUUUGUGGACAUGGUUCGAGACUGCAGUAGAAUUGGUAUUCCUUACAGCUCCCAAGGUCACUUACAGAUAUUUGAUAUGUUUGUGGUGGAGAAGUGGCCAAUUGUACAGGCCUUUGCACUCGAAGGCAUUGGCGGAGAUGGAUUUUUUACCAUGAAAUACCAGUUGCAGGAUGUGAGUUUGAGUCUAUGGAAUGUCUACAGCAGGAUGGAUCCUGUGUCUCUGGAGAAUAUGCUUUCAGAAGACUUGGUGGCGUUUGAGCAUCAGUGGACAAGCUUCUUUGCUAAUUUUGACACAGAAAUCCCUUUCCUGCUGGAACUUUCAGAAUCUCAGGCCGGUGAGCCAUUCAGAAGCUACUUCAGUCAUGGAAUGAUCUCCAGCCAUAUUACUGAAAACAGCCCUCAUCGACAGCCAUUUGUUCUCUUUGGUAACCACUCUACACGAGACAACCUGAGUGCUGGCAGCUUUAACUUUCCUUCUGAGGGGCACCUGGUGCGAAACACUGGUCCUGCGGGGAGCUUUGCCAAACACAUGGUUGCUCAGUGUGUCUCACCCAAGGGACCUUUGGCAUGUUCAAGGACAUACUUUUUUGGCGCUACUCAUGUUCCUUACUUGGGCGAUGACGACAAGCUGCCCAGGACAACUGAACAAAUUAGGCUCUUAUCCCAGAUAUAUGCUGCUGUUAUUGAGGCUGUUUUGGCUGGCAUUGCAUGUUAUGCUAAAACUUACAGUCUGGCAAAGGCCAAGGAGGUAGCAGAACAUACUCUGGAAUCUGGGCUAGUGGUCACUGAGUUGGCUCCAUUUAAAGCCGAUCUACGCUCUAAGGUGGCUUUUCAUAUACAUGCUGUGAAUAACCAGGGAAGAAUUGUGCCUCUGGAUAAUGAAGAUAGCUUAUCCUUUGUAAAAACGGCUUGUAUGACCAUCUAUGACAUUCCUGACCUGCUGGGAAGAGGAGGAGGAUGCUUAGGAUCUGUGGUCUUCUCAGAAUCAUUUUUGACGUCUCGGAUCCUGGUUAGGGAAAAGGGUGGCACUAUUACCCCAGAAACCAGCUACAUCAUCCUGACAGCGGCCAUCCCCAGAUUCUCUUCCUGGUUGGUAGAAGAUAAUGAAAUAAAAUUGUCUGAGAAAGCCCUGCAAGCAACAAGGGGGGACGAGUGUUUCUUGGGCACAUUGCUAACAGGAGGAAAAGGAGCAUAUCUUUAUUCCAGCAGUCCACAGUCGGGGCCUGAGGAAGGGAAUGUGCAUUUCUUCUCUGGUGGCCUUCUGUUUUCUCACCGUCAUCAUGGAAGUAUCGUCAUUUCCAAGGAUCACAUGAAUUCUGUGUCCUUCUACGAUGGGGACUCCACCAGCAUAGUGGCUGCCCUUCUCAUCAACUUCAGAGGCUCACUGCUUCCUCAUCUCCCAGUUCAGUUCCAUGGAUCGAGCAAUUUCCUGAUGAUUGCCCUUUUCCCCAAAUCAAAGAUCUAUCAAGCCUUUUACUCAGAGGUCUUCUCCCCCUGGCAACAGCAGGAUAACUCAGGGCUUUCUUUAAAAGUGAUCCAGGAAGAUGGAUUAUCUGUGGAACAAAAGAGAUUGCAUUCCUGGGCACAGAAGCUCUUCAGUGCCUUGAGCUAUCCUGCAGAGGAGUGGAGCUCUCCCAAGCUGCUUUCGGCCAAACUCCCUGAGUUGGAACGGUUCCUCCACCACUUUGCUGUGGGCAGCGUUGGUCAGGAGCCUGUGAUGAGGACCCAUCUUCCAGGCCUGCUGCAGCAAGCUGAAAUCAGCCCUGCUCACGGAUUAGAAAGUGACAAGGUCAUCAUCAGCAUUAUAGCUGGUCUCCCUGGGUGCCACGCUAACAAGCUCUGUGCUUUCCUGGUCACUCUUCAUAAGGAGUAUGGCAGAUGGAUGGUAUACCGACAAAUCAUGGACAGCUCUGAAUGUUUCCAUGCUGCCCACUUCCAAAAAUACCUUUCCAGUGCCCUGGAGGCCCAGCAGAACCGCUCUGCCCGCCAGUCAGCUUACAUCCGCAAGAAGACCAGACUGCUGGUGGUAUUACAAGGGUGAGUGAACUCCAUAACUGCUUCAGCCUUGGGUCUUCAGAGCUCUCCCACUCAGCCGCUUAGCGCCUACUUCACCAUUGGUGCCGUCACCGUGUGUGUGGAGCCCCUGAGCUGCAACAUGGAGCACAGAUUUCUCUUUCCCAAAUGUCUUGACCAGUGUUCACAAGGCCUGGUGAAUAAUGUGGUGUUUACCAGUCACACGGUGGAACAGAGGCACCCUCUCCUUGUUCAGCUGCAGACCCUCAUCAGGGCUACCAAUCCUACUGCAGCCUUCAUUCUUGCAGAAAAUGGGAUUGUUACAAGGAAUGAAGACAUUGAGCUGAUUCUCUCAGAAAACAGUUUUUCAAAUCCCCAGAUGCUACACUCUCGAUACUUAAUGUUUCCUGGCUGGUAUGAAGGCAAAUUUGAUUCUGGAUCUGUCUUUCCACUAAUGGUUCAGAUCUGCGUAUGGUUUGACCGUCCUCUGGAAAGAACUCGCUUUGUGACCAAGUGUAAAGCCAUUCAGUCUUCCAUCAAGCCAAGUCCCUUCUCUGGAAAUAUCUACCACAUCCUUGGCAAAGUGAAGUUUUCAGAUUCUGAAAAGACCAUGGAGGUCUGUCACAACACUUUAACGAACUCCCUGAGCAUUAUGCCAGUUUUGGAGGGACCCACUCCACCCCCCAACUCAAGAAGCACACCUCAAGACAGUGGGCAGCCAGAAUGCUACCUUGUGUUCAUCGGCUGUUCCCUGAAGGAGGACAGCCUCAAGGACUGGCUUCGACAGUCAGCUAAGCAGAGGCCUCAGAGGAAAGCUCUGAAAACCAGGGGAAUGCUGACCCAGCAGGAGAUCAAGACCAUCCAUGUGAAACGCCACUUGGAUCCCCUUCCUGCAGGCUACUUUUACAAUGGCACCCAAUUUGUUAACUUCUUUGGGGACAAGACCGAUUUUCACCCACUAAUGGACCAGUUCAUGAAUGAUUAUGUGGAAGAGGCCAAUCGGGAGAUUGAGAGGUACAACCGUGAGCUGGAGCAGCAGGAAUACCGUGACCUCUUUGAGCAGAAGCCCUAAAGAAAGCUGUGCCUGUGCCCAAUAGAGAUGAAUGAAUGAAUGGGUGUCCAUCUUUCCUAGGAGGCCCCUCCUGAAGGGGCUGUCUCUGUCCUCCCUGGCCUGUGCCUGCCAGAGUAGUACAUGUCGUCUUUAUUCUCUCUUCUCUCUGCACCCUAACUGAGUGGGGCCUGUGCACAGGGUGAGCAGCUCUGAGGAGAAGCCUUUGGCUUACACAGUGAAGCUGUUGGGAUACAGAAAGAGCCCUGGUUUCCUAAGCAGUGGCCAGGCAGACAUCCACAAUGCCUUCUAGAUGAGAGCACUUUUGUGGGAUGAAUGAAAGCAAGAUAGGAUGCUUUCUUCGAGUGUGAGGCCCCUGCAUUAAUAGCAGCACUCCCGGGGUUGGUUCUAGAGAGCCGCUGUGGCAUCGCUUGGUUCUCUGAUUCAGAGACAAGAGCAGGCCUGCUGCCUAAACCCUGGCAGUGCCUCACCUUCCCGCCAAGGUGAAUAUCCUGCAACUGGUUAGUCUUGGGCCCAGGGUCUAAUCGUUUGGGGGCUGUUGGUCUCUGACACCCAGCUUCAUCACCCCCUGUCAUGGAAGGCAAUACAUUUCAGAAAACCUCAUCUGAAACUGCCCCUGGAUUUGUUUACUUGGUUCCUGAGGACCAGGAAUUUCAAGAAUUCUGAUAUCUAAAUUAGAAUCCCCUCCAGUGUUUUUUUUUUUUUUAGAUUGGACCGUACUACAAAGGUAAACUAAUUUGCAUCCCAAGACUGACCUUCCUAAUUAGAGUGAGGAGCAAGGUCACUAAAGGUGACAUCUGCUAGGAUGUGAGUGCCUCUGCUGCUUGGACUAUGACCGUUUUCUGAGUUUCUUGGACUUUUCUGCAUGCUGAGAAAGAAGCACAUAGGUAAAGCCAGUGUCGCGUUCUGUAAUGUAGAGAGGCUUUUGAGGGCCCUGGCACAGCGGAGAGGUAGAUGGAGCAUAUGAGGCCAUGGGCAAAAAGCAAAAUAAUAAUCAAGGCUUGUCAGUAAAAUAUACUUUUAUUAGGAAGAAAAUAUUUGAACCAAACAAGCCAAAUUACAAGUAGCAUUUGAAUAAGAAUUCUUGCAUUAAGAAAAGCUUGUGAGAAAGGCCCAUAUGCUCUAAUCCCAGCUCCAAAAUACACUGGUGGCAAGGCCCUCCUGUUGAGCUCCAGUCUGGAAAUCCCUGACUUCUGGCUGGGGUUCAGUAGCAUAGAUCUUAAGUGCAAUUGAUUAAUAAGCAAUGAGUUAUCUUCACCAAGCUCUUUUUAAAAACUAAAAUUUGAGCUAGCAGCCUUAGAAAAGGGAAAGGGGGACCACAAAGCUAUUUCAUUUCCUUUAGGGGGGUGGGGGGAGAACUACAGGCCAUUUCAUUUCCUGCAGGGUUACUGUGAAGUUUUCAGUGGAAGCUCUAGAUUAAGAGCUCUGGCUGCUUUGGCCUGGCAGUCUGGCUGCUGCACAAAAAGGUUUUUAAAGAGGGGUUGGGGCCACGCUGUGUGGUGAACUUGGUUUUUGACCAUUGUCCAUAGAAAUGUGCUUUCACCAACCUGCCCCACUGCCCCUGUUCCUCUCAUCAGAGGGAAAACUGAUUACCUCAACGUGAAUAUAAAACUGUGGGUUUGAAUAAAAGGCAGAAUAUUCAGAAGUUCUUUGCCAGUUGAAGCCUCCGUAGAUGUUCCCAGCCUGCUUGGGAGUCUGUAGGGGCCCAGCAACCACACACUGUGAGUUCUUUGAGGACCAGGAGAGGACCAGGCUUCUCCUGGGCUGUUCCCUACAACCUGUGGGUCUCUUGACUUUGACAGUGGGAUUUGACAUCCACUUUGACCUUUGAGUCAAACAGUGUGGUCUGAGGCUGUCUCAUGAGGAAAAGCCAUGGCGCUGUUUCAGCCCCUGAUCUUAGAAGUGGAUAGCAGGGACCCAGCAAGGAUUUUAGGGAUCAGUUCCCAGGAUAGGCAAAGUCCUCCAGGGGCUUGUGUGCUUCCCACCAGCUUUCCUGUUAGCAGCUUCAGUUUUUAUCACCAGAGUGAGUGUGAUAGUGGUGAAGUCACUGAAGUUAUGGGUUGUUUUGUUUUAAUGUGGGAUUUCCCCUUGUUGACUGGAGGGAGGAAGCAAAUAUUGGAGCCAGGUUGGCCCAACCAAGCCCUCAGGCCCUUUGACCUGAGGCCUGAACACUAGCCCUUUAGGCUGUGAUCAGUACAAAUAUCCCUCCUAAAUCCUGUUAGGAUUUUGGAGAAUUUUUGCACAGUAAUAAGCUCUGGCUUCUCAAAAGGGAAACUUUCAACUCAAAGACUAAACUGUUAAGUAUUCCAGCUGUGCUGCUAACUAGUUGAUAGCUGUACCUCAAAAACUGGUGGGAAGUGACUUUCUCACUGUCCCUCAGUCAGAUACUAAUGGAAGAGCUCGCUUACGUGCCAAAAUUCACUUUUAUACUAGUUUUUCAAUGCUUUAAUAUUUGUAACUUAAAUUUUAAAAAUUCAUAUUUACAAACACUACUAUAACUUCAGUGAAACUGAACUGUGUGAUUGAAGCUUUUUGCUUAUUAUAGUAUUUAUUACACUACUUAAUUCAGUAAAUAUAUAAAAGUAGCCUUCAAUUUAUUUUUAUAUUAUUUUACAUGUUUUUACCUGCAGUUGUGUCUGUGAAUUUCCCUUGGAGAUUAAGAUGUAAUGCUAAGGACCAAUAAACUGUCACUCAACAA
Molecule: messenger RNA, 6189 nt
Organism: Cricetulus griseus (Chinese hamster)
Lineage: Eukaryota; Metazoa; Chordata; Mammalia; Rodentia; Cricetidae
Source: RefSeq, a predicted model, not a curated record